AUGAGAUUGAAUCCUCAUAUAAUCGUGGUAGCAGGGCAAUUGUUGCUUACGAUCUCCCUUAAGUCACAUGGAAGACUAACCAUGUUGAAUAUAGUCCACGAAACAUACAACACUUUUAUCACAAAACCACCUCUUAAACUUGGUGCCAAGGAGAAGCUGUGUCUAGAUAACGUACUGGUCAACUAUGUUCUCAAGCUGGCCAAUUACUCCCAAGUUGAACAUGCUGCUUCCGAGUGCCGUAUCAACAUGAGUCUGCGUUUCCGAGCGGUAAUUCUGCCCACUUUCAAUAUUCAUGAUGUCGUCCACAGACACCAAGAUCCAGUCGAUGCCGAGUUAUCCAGCAUUAUUCUUCAGCGUUCGGCAGAAAAAGGAGUAAUACUUGAUCCCCAAUUCGACGACUUGGAUUAUGGGUACGAGUGCGCCAUAGGGUACCAGGAUAUUGCACAAGUGAUUCUCGUUGAAAAUGUGAUUCACGCAGACAUUCAAACGGUUGUCGAAAUUCCUCCGCAAUGUAUGUUUGGCAACGAGGAGAACCAAAUCUUCAUUGACAAAAAACUUGUUGACAUUCCUUUGAAUGGAACAUUUUCUUGCAGACAUGGAAGAUCACCAACAUGCAAACGAAAUAUCGCUGAAUCCAGCAGUCCUCGUUACCGGCUCAUCGAGCAUUGA
Messenger RNA from Meyerozyma guilliermondii ATCC 6260, 669 nucleotides. RefSeq lists its product as uncharacterized. The record is from RefSeq and is a predicted model, not a curated record. Lineage: Eukaryota; Fungi; Ascomycota; Pichiomycetes; Serinales; Debaryomycetaceae. The coding region runs from base 1 to 669 and encodes 222 amino acids. The transcript has a single exon.